CUCGAUUACAAUUUCAUUCCAUAACCCCUGCCUCCCCAAUACAGCUUGAACGCACUCACACACUCUACGUUUUUUUUCUCCAUACGAAAUAUAGUCAAUUAUUAUUGAGACUCGCAUUAUUGUCCGUAAUUAAGAGUCUAUAAUACUCGACACACUGUCAAGAGAUAAGAGUACAUAUUCGGGAAAUUGCAAUAUUGUAUAAACACCCGUCAUUGUUUCCAUUAUUAUUCAACAUCGAAGGACAGUGAGCGUGAAGGUCCAGAAGAAAGGAAUUGCCUUCGACUGUACACGAAAGAAUAUCUCCAUUGGCAACAGUUGGCAGUCGAAUACUAUUAGACAUAACAGGGUAUCCUAAGUGUUCGUCGUGUGAGUUCGUUAACCGCGAAGAGGAACUGCGCACUGCGGCUUCCCCGGGAGUGAAAAUCAAGCCAAGGAUUUGGGGGAAAUCAAACGGAACCCUUUGCUGGGCUCCUUACGCUCCUCUCACCAAUCCACUUCUUCUACCUCUUCCUCCUCCUCUCUCUCUCUGGUGUGUGAUGGCGCUGUGUGUGUGAGCCAUGGGCCCCUCUCCGACCACCCUGUCCAAGCUCAAGCUGGGGAAGCUGCGUGUGGUGCGCCGGCGGCUGCUACAGCGCUACGAGCACCAGCCCUAUGUCUCGUGCCUGGCCGGCCUCUACGGCUGUCAAUGGAGACGCUACCAGAGGACCCGCGCCACACCGGGAGACUGCUGCUGCAGCAAGUUGGAGUGUGUCAGCUUUGUUCUCCUCAUCAUGACUUUCUGUCUCACGCUGGUCUUCCUCUACUUCUGGAGUGAAGCUCAGAAUGACUACAAUGAUUUUGACUGGUUUAACUUUGGGAACCUAGGAUUCUGGUUCCCCUGGUCUGUGGUGUUGCUGGUCAUUGCUGCCUCUUUUUUCAGCUACGUCACUCUGCUGCUGCUGUUGGCUGUGUGUCUGCUGUCAGAGGGACAGAAGCUGUACCUACACUGGGGCCACAAGAUUGGCAUUCUGGUGACUCUAGCCUUCUCCAUUGUGGCCACUGCAGUUCUGUCUGACCUAUGGAGCAAAGAGUGGACCACUCUCCUCCUUUCUUUCCAGGUGACGGCGCCAUAUUUGCAUGUGGGAGGAGUCUUGUUGAUGACACUGCUAUCCUGGCCAAUAGCCUUACAUUUCUUCCGCAUCAAUAAGAAAGUAGGGCGGACACUCAUCAUGGGGCUGUACUUGGCCGUUCUGUGUGCCCUCUACUUAGUGCCCCUGGGCAUGUACUCACCCUGCCUCAAAAAAGAGGGUGCUCUAGGCCCCGCUCCAGCCCUCAUCGGGCACAGAGGGGCACCCAUGCUUGCUCCAGAGAACACUCUCAUGUCCUUUGAGAAGGCAGUGGAGGCUGGUGGGGAAGGUCUGGAGACUGACGUCACCAUCAGCUACGACGGGGUGCCCUUCCUGAUGCACGACCGCACCCUGAGGAGGACUACCAAUGUGCAGAAGGUGUUCCCCAACCGGACGGAUGCCCCUGCGGCCAUGUUCACCUGGGGAGAGCUGGAGACCCUCAACGCCGGGGACUGGUUCCUCUAUCGCGACCCUUUCGGCACGGCCUGGUCUCUGGGCGCCGAGGACCGGGCGCAGGCACAGAACCAGUCUGUGUGCACCCUCAGGGACUUCCUGGAACUGGCAGCCCGGAGGGGCAAACAGGUGAUCUUUGACCUCUACCGCCCCCCUCGGGGCCACCCCUACAGGGACACCUGGAUCACACACACCCUCGAGGUCAUCCAGAACGAGUCCUCCAUCCACUCACACCAGGUGCUGUGGCUGCCCCCAGACCUGCGGAGCCUGGUCCAGAAGAUGGACCCUGACCUCCAGCAGACCUCUGGGUCCUGGAGUCCAGUGGAGGAGCUGCAGCAGAACCACAUCGUCCAACUCAACCUGCACUACAGCUCCAUGUCUACAGAGAUGAUCAGUGAGUAUGCGGCGGCUAACAUCAGCACCAACCUGUAUGUGAUCAGCCAGCCGUGGCUCUACUCUCUGGCCUGGUGCUCCGGGGCUCAGUCUGUCACCACCAAUUCCCCACAGCUCCUCUACAAACUCACCAGACCCCUUUUCCUCAUGACUCCAGAUGAGUACAAUCUGAUGUGGGUCCUCACCGAUGUGGUGUCCUUCAUCCUCAUCCUCAUCAUCUUCAUCUUCCACUGGUGGCGAGAACGAGGCUUGGCUUUCUAUUCGGGCAGCAAACACACACUAGAACACGGCACCUACAGCAAGUUCAGGACAGAGAUGAGUGAUGUGUGGUCCGUCUCCAGUGUCAACAUCCUGGGAGAGCCUGCUGGAAGCCCUCUAGCCACUGAGCCUCACCUGGCGACCAUUUGAGCACUGAGAACCAAUCUCCUCUGUGAGGCCCAGUUCAAACAAACCAUUCCUCCCCCUCCCCCUCACUCUCACAACACCCCUGGGCCCAACCUGGCAUCUCACCAGGACCCAACAUGGUAACCCGGAGUUAAACCUGUCAACCCCUGUAACUUUUAGGCCUCACAUCAUUGAACUAUUUCUCAUUCUCACUAUCUGAGCUAUAAGUGGCGCUGAUGUUGUGUCACUUGCAGAAAGGAUUUCAUUGCAUAGAAAUGAAUCCGUAAAUCCCAGAUUAAAGCCCACACAGCCUCAAGGACCAUAACCAACUCUUCACACUACAGACACCCUGUGAUUCUGGGAAGAGAUGACUACACUAUUGAACCAGGCCCAUGGAAAUGGAUUACUCACUGCAUUAAUAUCAGAAAAAAAAGAAACCUUCCGCUGUAGAUAUUCUCAAUUUAUUUUGCCCUCCAUGGGUUCCUUUCCAUUUCAGCAGCCACUGCAGUGUCGAGUUACGUCAAUUACAAACACUUUACCAUUUCAGCAGCCACUGCAGUGUCGAGUUACGUCAAUUACAAACACUUUACCAUUUCAGCAGCCACUGCAGUGUCGAGUUACGUCAAUUACAAACACUUUACCAUUUCAGCAGCCACUGCAGUGUCGAGUUACGUCAAUUACAAACACUUUACCAUUUCAGCAGCCACUGCAGUGUCGAGUUACGUCAAUUACAAACACUUUACCAUUUCAGCAGCCACUGCAGUGUCGAGUUACGUCAAUUACAAACACUUUACCAUUUCAGCAGCCACUGCAGUGU
Molecule: messenger RNA, 3153 nt
Organism: Oncorhynchus keta (chum salmon)
Lineage: Eukaryota; Metazoa; Chordata; Actinopteri; Salmoniformes; Salmonidae
Product: glycerophosphodiester phosphodiesterase domain-containing protein 5-like
Exons: 16
Coding region: 558-2360 (600 amino acids)
Biological process (GO): lipid metabolic process
Cellular component (GO): membrane
Molecular function (GO): glycerophosphodiester phosphodiesterase activity
Source: RefSeq, a predicted model, not a curated record